CUUGAAACUGCCGGGAAAGUGAAAUGUCUUUCGCAAAAUUGAGAAUUCUUCUGUGGAAGAACUGGAUCCUACAAAAAAGACGUCCGAUUUCAGGAAUCUUUCAAAUCGUCUUUCCGAUUAUAAUUGUCGUGAUUACAGCUUGGAUGAAAAAUUCGAUUCAAAGUAAUUUCAACGUUUAUGGCUUUCGCUUUGAAGGAGAAUUUAGUCUGUCGAACUUUUCAAUGUGUAAUAAAACGUUAGAAAGAGUCUUUUAUUAUCCGCAAGACGAAGCAUACGACAAAUUGUUAAAAAAUGCAUUUAGAAAUCAUCAAGUCAAUAUAACAGGAUUUAAUGAUAGAUCAGUAAUGGAUGAUGAAUAUUGGAUGAUUAAUGAGCCAAUUGAAAUAGCAUCCAUACAAUUUUUUGGUGACAUACUGACCCCCUCAGUGCUACCAAAAAUUUUGAUUUACGGGAUUGACACAAGAACUUAUGAUUUAACAUGCAUAACUAUUGUGCAAAAUGCAGUUGAGCGAAGCUUUUUGGAAAUUUCAUCAAAUUCAAAUAUUAAUCUAAAAGAAACUACAAUGAACACAUUCCCGUUUGAUGAUCAAGUUACGCAAAUAUUCACAGGUGUUAUGCUGAGUGUACUGCCAAUAUUCUUGAUAUUCAGCAUGUUUUCAAUGGUCGCAACUGUUGUAAAAGCAAUUGCAUCUGAACGUCAAAGCAAAAUGAAGGAAUUGAUGAAAAUAAUGGGAUUGUCGAGUGUCCUCCAUUGGUUGUCGUGGUUCAUUAAAUGCCUUAUCAUGACAACAAUUACAUACACAAUAGUCACUGUCUUCCUGUGCUUGCCAAUUAUUGGAGACACUGCAAUUUUUGGAUUAAGCAAUUUUUUUAUUGUGUGGCUAUUUCUGUUCUUUUAUUGCAUUGGAGUCAUCACAUUCUGCUUCUUAGUCAGCACAUUCUUCAGUAAAGCAUCUUCAGCAGCUAAUGUUGGUGUCAUGCUGUUUUUCACUACAUUCGUUCCUUACUAUGUCUACAGUGUUAACUUUGAGAAUAUGAAUUAUGCUGUUAAAUGGUUCUUCCUGCUUCCAAUCAAUACAUCAUUUGGACAAGGCAUUUCUAUGCUUUUCAGUAUGGAAUUAAACCAAAUUGGAAUCAACUUUUCAAACUUAUUUUCCCAUUAUGAAGGCUUUAACUUCUCACUCGGCGAAGUUAUGAUUGCAAUGGUCUUAUCAGCAAUAAUUCACGUGUUAUUGACAUUUUAUAUCGAGAAGGUAUUCCCUGGUGACGUGGGAAUUCCACAGCCAUGGCAUUUCCCUAUAACAAGUAUUAUCAAAAUGAUAAGAAAAACAGGUGAUAAGAGCACAACACAUGACACAAACAAUGUUGAUUACAAUUUUACCUCACACGGCGAUUUUGAAGAGGAACCAAAACAUUUGAACGCCAAAGUAAGGAUUGUUAACAUGACAAGGAAGUUUGGCAAGUUUACAGCUGUCAAUAAUUUAAGUUUGAACAUUUAUGAAGAUCAGAUAACUGUCUUAUUGGGUCAUAAUGGAGGAGGAAAAACGACAACUAUGAAUGUCUUGACAGGAAUGCUUCCACCAACAAAUGGCACAGCCUACAUCAAUGACUUUGAUAUUCGUACGAAUAUAGUUGAAGCUAGAAAGUCACUUGGAAUAUGUCCACAACAUAAUAUUCUUUUCAAUGACUUGACUGUCAGUGAGCACAUAAUUUUCUUCUGUAAAUUAAAAGGAAUGCAAAAUGAUCAAGAAAUCAAAUUUGAGAUUCAAAGAUAUCUCGAGCAGAUGGGAUUUAUGGACAAGAAGAAUGAAUUGAGCAAAACCUUAUCUGGUGGUCAAAAGAGGAAGUUGUCAAUUGCCAAUGCUUUAUGUGGAAAUUCAAACUUUGUCGUACUUGAUGAGCCAACUAGUGGAUUGGAUGUACAUGCACGUAGAAGUCUUUGGGAUUUAUUAAUAGCCGAAAAGAAAAAUCGCACAAUUCUUCUCACAACUCAUUAUAUGGAUGAAGCGGAAGUGCUUGGAGAUAGAAUUGCAAUUAUGAGUGACGGAAUGUUGAAGACUGUUGGAACUUCAUUUUUCUUAAAGAAGAAAUUUGGCUCCGGAUAUCGAUUGAUUGUUGUGAAAUCUCCAAACUGUGAUUCUUCAAUAAUUUUGGAUGCUGUAAGUCGAUAUGCUCCGGAUGUAACAAUUGAAUCAGAAGAACAACUUGAAGUAAUCUUCGUACUUAAUGAUGAAUAUAUCGACAAGUUUGAAAGCAUUUUUAGAUACUUAGAAGAACAUGCAACGACUCUUGGAAUUCAAAGUCUUGGAUGUUCUCUAGCUACACUAGAAGAAGUCUUCCUUAAAGUUGGUGAUCAUGAGCACAUAAAACCACACUUAGAUCAUGAAGUCACAGUCAAAUUCAACAACAUAAUGUCAUUUACGAAAGUAUCUACAGUCACAUUGAUGCUCAAUCAGAUGUACGCGAUGUUCCUGAAGAAGAUUCACUUUACUCGACGAUACUAUGUCAUUUUGAUUAUCUAUACAAUUUUAUCAGCCUGGUUCUUAUUUGUAUUCUUAGCAGGACCCACAGGACCAUCUGGAACAUUUGAUUUCUAUGAUGAGUUUUCAGGUUUAGUCCAGACAAACAAAAUAGAUUCAAGUAUCGUUGGAGUUUACACAAAGCUCUUCAAUGGCUCAUUAGUGACAGUCAUUGACAGAGAAGUUCGAGACUACAUAUUCGGCAACUUUCUAAGACGAAACCAAAGAUAUCAAAUUGGAGCUACUUUUGGAGAAGCCACAGAUACUAUUUGGUACAAUUUUCAUUCAUACAGAGGUGGUAUAAUGCCUGUAGCACUUAAUCAUUAUCAUCGUGCAGCAUUGAUAGAAUCAUUAGGAGAUGAAUAUGAUAUAAGAAACCACUAUAAUCCAUUUGAAUGGACUUAUCAACCUGAUCCGGAUGCAAGAAAUCAAUUUGACGACCUAAUGGUUUACGUGCUAUUCUUUUUAAUGCUUAUGUACUGGCCUUCACUGCACAUUACUCUAAAAAUUAAGGAACGAGUUUCAGCGUCAAAACUUCUUCAAUUCAUCAGCGGAGUUAACAGAUUUUUAUUCACAUUCGUGUCUUUUAUUAUCGAUACAAUAUUGACUCUCAUUGUCCUAUUCAUUAUUUUGGGAAUCGUUGUUGCAAUAAACCGACCUGGAUUCAACACAACCGAGGAUAUGGUUAUUUAUCUUACAGCAUUUACAUUCUAUACAAUCAAUGUAAUUCCAUUCAUUUAUGUAAUGUCGUUUUGGUUUAAGAAACACACGACUGGAGAAACAAUUGUCGCAUUGUUUCCACUGGCAUUUGCCAUUCUCUAUGUGGGUUAUUCAAUCUUGGACCAAAUAUAUUUUGACUUUAUCGAUAAGGAAGUUACAGAAGGAAUCGCAUCAGUAAUUUACUGGUUUGGAAUAUUCUUCGGACCUUUCUCGAUGAUUGACAUCUUUGUGAAACUUCAACAAAUAAUGUACAAUGACAAUGAAGGUGAAAUAUGGAGCUUUGGAAAACGUGGAAUGGGAAUUAAUCUUGCAAUGAUGGGUGCUGGUGGUGCUUUAUUCAUGACGAUCGUUCUGCUUAAGGAUUACUUUAUAUUCGCAUGGAUUAAAUACAAAUUAUCAAGUAGAAAUCUUCCAUUGCCUCCGAUUUCAUCAGCAGAUGACGAUGUUAUAGCUGAAAUCGAAAGAGUCCGUAGCAAGACAGCGACUGAAAUAAUUGACAGUAAUCUUGUCCUUAGAGGAUUAACAAAAGUUUAUGGAAAACAUCUUGCUGUUAACCAAUUACAUGUCGGCGUCGAACCAGCUGAAUGUUUCGGAUUGUUGGGAGUUAAUGGAGCUGGCAAAACUAGUGUCUUUAAGAUGUUAACAGGUGACGAAAUGAUAUCAUCUGGAAACGCUUGGAUUCGAGGUUAUAGCUUGAUCAAUGAAAUUCCAAAAGUUUAUGAAAAAAUCGGUUACUGUCCACAAUAUGAUGCACUUUUGAGUGAGUUGACUGGACGGGAAACAAUCAAGAUUUUUUGUCUCUUUAGAGGAGUUCCACGCGAUGAGAUUGAUGAUCUGACUGAAGCAUUUGCUAAUGAGUUAGAUUUUACAAAGUAUUUGGAUAUAACUGUUGGAGCUUACAGUGGUGGAAAUAUGAGGAAAUUGUCAACUUGUUUGUCGCUGUUGGGUAAUUUGUCGUUGGUGUUCCUUGAUGAGUGUUCAAGCGGAAUAGAUGCACGUGCAAAAAGACAACUAUGGAAUAUCAUCAAGAAGGCAAGAAAUGCAGGCAAAGCAAUAGUCAUAUCAUCCCACAGCAUGCAAGAAUGUGAAAGUUUAUGCACAAGACUAGCAAUCAUGGUCGAUGGUGAAUUCCAAUGCAUCGGUUCCAUCCAACACAUUAAAAAUAAAUUUUCAAAAGGAUUCAUCCUCAAGAUCAUGAUGACAAAUCGUGAUGAUGAAAAUUUGUUCCAAGCCAUUCAGCAACGAGUAGUUUUGACAUUCCCGCAAGCACAGUUUAAGGAACGAUUCAUGGGCUUAUUGACAUUCCACAUCGAUGUGCCAGAUUUGAAAUGGUCCGAAGUAUUUGGUGAAUUAUCGAAAAUGAAAACAGAAUUGGGAAUUAAUGACUACACAUUGACGCAGUCGUCACUUGAGUCUGUGUUCCUCUUCUUCAGUCAACAAGGAAAGAGAAAAGUUGAAUGAAAUGUUUAAAAAUAGAAAAUGUGAUGCAUGGGAAAAUAAACAAUCUUGUUUUAUACUUUA
This is a messenger RNA of Chironomus riparius, 4760 nucleotides long. The record is from the annotation of a GenBank genome assembly. Lineage: Eukaryota; Metazoa; Arthropoda; Insecta; Diptera; Chironomidae.